Messenger RNA from Cooperia oncophora, 999 nucleotides. Lineage: Eukaryota; Metazoa; Nematoda; Chromadorea; Rhabditida; Trichostrongylidae. The record is from the annotation of a GenBank genome assembly.
AUGCUAGCUAUGAGCAAAUACAAGCUGCACCGUGAUGAAAAAAUUGCCGAGCGAAAGAAGGCUGACAAGGAGCGAAAAUCAAAGUAUGCGUUGGAUAUAAUCAAAGCACACAAGAGAAGAGAACUAGAACAGCAAAGCAGGGAAGAACGACUGCAGCAGAAGGAGAGAGCACAAGAAGGAGAUGAAUUUGCUGACAAAGAGGUAUUUGUAACUGGAGCAUACCGAAAGCAAAUGGAAGAAGUCCAGAAGUUCCGUGAGGAAGAGGCUUACGAGAAGAGAUUUAACGAGCUAACAUCAGUGGAGCAUCAGAAAGCUUGGCAAGCUGGCUUUGGGCGCACUCUGUUGAAUGAAUUAGCUAGAGGAGAGCAAAGUUUGAUGCAAAAAGGAUCACUUCAUAAUGACGAUGGAGAGGGUGCAACGACUGCCAAGGAGAAAGAGACUACUGCGAGUAAAACGAAAAUUCGCAACGUACGGCGCAGAAAUGUUAGUGAUCAACAGUCGUCUGAUGAGGAAGCGGAUGCGGCUCCGAAGAGCUCGCAACCAAAGGGCUCGAAAACGAAAACUGCGGAGAAGAAGUCGAUCUAUUCCGACGACGAGGAUGACAGUCAGCCUAAGUUCGAACCACCUAAGAGGAACUUCCCUGGGGAAUUGAAACCGGGUUUGAAUCGGGUAGUGAAAGCUCCAACGAAAUCCGAGAAGUUGAAAGAGCGUCAGUUCACUCCCACACCGCCGUCUUCUGACGAUGAGGAUAAGCAUCACCAAAGGAGAAGAAGAGAAAAAACAGAAGAGAAACUGGAUAAGCGGCGUAUAAGUAAUGAUCGCAAGGAGAGUACAGAUUCUCUUAAGAAGAGAAUAGAGCCGAAAAAGGAUGACAAACAACAGCGAUUGAUUCGUUUGAAGGAGAUAUUGAAACAGCGUAAUGGUCCAGAACAAAUCGAGGAGUUCAGGAGACGGUAUUUGGAAAGGAAGGAAAGCGGAAUCGUCGUACCUCCUUUGUAA